AUGGCGAAUCCUGAAGACUUGAAAAGACUCUAUGACUCCUUCUCUCUCCCAGGAGCUUCAGUAUACCUUAGAGAGGAAGAGGUGCUUGGGAUAAAGUCAUUUAUACAUUCCAAGAAGCCUGUUCUUCACAUCUGUGGAAGUCCAGGGACUGGGAAGACGCAUGUCACCACACAUACCAUAGAAAAGCCUUUUCUUUACAUAAACUAUUAUAACGAGAGCAACAUCCUUGCAAAGAUAAAGAGCAGCAACGCUCCAGUAGUGAUCAUUGACGAGUUCGAUAAGUAUUACAAUGAAAGAAGAAAUGAAUGCCUACAGGCCAUGUAUCAUUUAAAGGAUAGGCAGAAGCUCAUAACGAUAUCUAACGACCUUAGAAUGCCCGGUGAUGUUUUGUUUUUCAAGCCAUAUACCCCGUCUGAUAUGGAGAGGAUCCUGACUUAUAAAAUCAUAAAGGAAGCCAAGACGGAUGUCCUAAGUCUGACAGCCAUAAGAAUUAUAUCCAGAAGAAUCGGACACUCUGGAGACCUGAGACAGCUCUUCAGAUAUGUUCAAGAGGUUGUGGGGAGAAAAAUAAUAGAAGGGAAUGGGAUAGAAAUAGGUCCUGAGGAUGUAUCUCCCGAAAAAGAAAACGCAGAGGAAACUCCAAAUAACGUGCACCAUAACAUCAUUAGCUCUCUUAUUGUCAAAAGCAAGAGAGCUUCAAGAAUGGAAGUGUAUUCGAAAUACCUCAGAGAGUGCCAGGAGAUGGGAAUUCCUUUCUAUGACAGAACAGAUUUUAAUAUUAUAUACGACAUAUACGCCUGA
This is a messenger RNA of Encephalitozoon hellem ATCC 50504, 801 nucleotides long. RefSeq lists its product as uncharacterized. Bases 1 to 801 code for a protein of 266 amino acids. Gene Ontology annotation, molecular function: DNA replication origin binding. The transcript has a single exon. The record is from RefSeq and is a predicted model, not a curated record. Gene Ontology annotation, biological process: mitotic DNA replication checkpoint signaling. Lineage: Eukaryota; Fungi; Microsporidia; Unikaryonidae.